UAUUGAGCAUUAGUCAGUAGCGCUUUGAAAUAACUGUAGUUACAGGCAGCUCAUUUUGGCAUGUCGGGUCACUUCACUGUGUCGAAUGUCUGAAGCUGUUGCUGCCUUCUAACCGCCUGGCUUUGGCUUUAAUAUUAUUAGCUAAUAAUAAGUAAUAUAUGUGCAUGCUAACAUGGGCUCAGUUAAGCACAGGGGCUGCUGAAGAGACCGGUUGCUGCAAGAUUUUACUCAAGUAGGGUUUUGCUGUAGGCAGCAGAGCUAUAAUGCACAUUUGAAGACCACUUCAUCGCAUGGGUAGUGGUUUGCAUUGGCAUACUUCUGUCUUUUGAAGUUGUGAAAUCUAGGUCAAGCAAGGCUACUAUCGUAUGCUGACCCCAUGGUUUAAUCACCAGGACUAAAAAUGAGCAUAAGCAGUGAUGAGGUCAAUUUCCUGGUUUAUAGAUAUCUGCAAGAAUCUGGCUUCUCACACUCAGCAUUCACCUUUGGCAUAGAAAGCCACAUCAGCCAGUCCAACAUCAAUGGCGCCCUGGUUCCCCCUGCAGCCCUCAUCUCAAUCAUCCAGAAGGGCCUGCAGUAUGUAGAGGCUGAAGUCAGCAUCAAUGAGGAUGGGACCUUAUUUGAUGGGCGGCCUAUCGAGUCGUUGUCUCUGAUCGACGCUGUAAUGCCAGAUGUCGUCCAGACCAGACAGCAGGCCUACAGGGACAAGCUUGCCCAGCAGCAGGCGGCAGCUAGCAGUGGCACAGGACCCCAGGGAAGCACUAAGAAUGGAGAGGGCUCUGCCAAUGGAGAGGAAAACGGAUCCCACACCUUAGCCAAUCACCACACAGAUGUGAUGGAGGUUGACAGGGAUGUCGAGAUCCCCCAAAGUAAAGCCAUGGUUCUCAGGGGCCACGAAUCCGAAGUUUUUAUCUGUGCCUGGAACCCAGUGAACGACCUCCUUGCCUCUGGCUCAGGGGAUUCAACUGCACGGAUCUGGAACCUGAGUGAGAACAGUACAGGCGGGUCCACGCAGCUGGUACUGAGGCACUGCAUACGGGAAGGGGGCCAGGACGUACCCAGCAACAAAGACGUCACCUCACUGGACUGGAAUAGUGAAGGAACGUUGCUAGCAACAGGCUCAUAUGAUGGCUUUGCUAGAAUAUGGACAAAAGAUGGUAACCUGGCCAGUACGCUGGGUCAACAUAAAGGUCCUAUAUUUGCACUUAAGUGGAAUAAGAAAGGCAACUUCAUUCUCAGUGCUGGUGUAGACAAGACAACAAUUAUUUGGGAUGCACACACAGGCGAGGCAAAGCAACAGUUUCCUUUCCACUCAGCACCUGCUCUAGACGUAGAUUGGCAGAGCAACAACACGUUUGCCUCCUGCAGCACAGACAUGUGCAUUCACGUGUGCAAGCUCGGUCAGGACAGACCUGUCAAGACCUUCCAGGGACACACGAAUGAGGUGAAUGCCAUCAAGUGGGAUCCGACUGGUAGCCUGCUGGCCUCGUGCUCUGAUGACAUGACACUGAAGAUCUGGAGUAUGAAGCAGGACUCGUGUGUCCACGACCUCCAGGCCCACAGUAAAGAAAUCUACACAAUCAAAUGGAGCCCAACAGGCCCCGGGACCAACAACCCCAGUGCCAACCUCAUGCUGGCCAGUGCAUCAUUUGACUCAACGGUGCGUCUGUGGGAUGUGGACCGUGGAGUGUGUAUACACACACUAACUCGCCACCAGGAGCCCGUCUACAGUGUGGCCUUCAGUCCAGAUGGAAGGCACCUUGCCAGCGGUUCCUUCGACAAGUGUGUUCACAUCUGGAACACUCAGACGGGUGCUUUAGUCCACAGCUACAGGGGGACAGGAGGGAUAUUUGAGGUGUGCUGGAAUGCAACAGGGGACAAAGUAGGAGCCAGUGCGUCUGAUGGAUCGGUAUGCGUAUUGGACCUGAGGAAAUGACACGUGUCUAGGGGAGCCAUGGACCGACUACGAAUGUGUACAUAGCCAAAAUGACUGAUUGUCCCUGCCUGUUUUCCACACUGCUGUAGUCUUGUCACAUGCCAUGGCCCGUGAUCACACCCAAACCCCUCUGCCACAUGCAAUUGUUAUGCGCUUGCGUCAGACGUACAACAGGUCUGUAUGGACACAUGCGUUGCUCUCACAGACCUCCAAGAAGAAACCAUUCAGUUGUUUCUCAGUACUAAACUGUUGGACACAUCCCACACAAACCAAAACACCAGGAUUUUUCUUUCUUUCCUCUUUUUAUCCUUUGUACCAGAAUUAUAAAAUGUUUUGUUCUGUGUUGGUGUGUGCAUAUUGCAUAUGUCAGCAUUUGAUGUCCUGUGGACACAUGUUUUGAAUUUGGAUUUUACUGAUCUCUAGGUUUUAUAUUACAUGGGGGUGGGAGAGAAGAGACGGGGGAGUUUGAGAGUUGUUCGUUUUCUUACAUCUAUUACUUGGCGCGCUCUACGAAUCCAAACUGCAAAAAACUCAGAAGGUAAAAUAGUUUAUAAAGUUGUCAUCUCAGUUUGUAUUCAUUUUUCUAAAGUAUAAAGCAAGGCUAAACUGUCCUUUUUUUGUAUUUGCAACUUCUAUCCUUAAAUGGAUUUCAGGUGUUCACAAUUCAUCAGGUUAAUAUAAAGAAUUUAAAUCCUGUAGGCUGAAAGAUAUGAGCUGUUAAAUACAUGCUGAGCUCAUGUUCUGACCAUGUGCCAGGUACAACAUCAAUGCUGUUAUGAGGUCAGCUUCAUUCUCUUUGAGAAUGAGUUCAUCCUGGAUUUAAGCUUACAAAACCAGUGGCCAUGUUUUUUUUUUUUUUUUUUUUUUUUUUUUCCUUUUACCAAUAGGGAGACAACUUACAGUUAUAGCCACCUUCCUUCCUAGAGUUGGUUUGACGUCUAUUGGGAGUGGAGAGAGAGAGAGAGAGAGAGAGAGGAAUAUGGGAAAGCUGGAAACAUCAUUGGUUGCGUUUGUCCGAUGUAAAUAGCCUGUUACCAUUCAGUACCAAGAUCAACAUUAUCUGAAGUCUGUCUAGAGACUUGGGGUCUUCAGUUGCACCUUCUUAACAUAACCCAGAAUUUGUUUGCCUCAUGCCAUCACUGGCUUAGUCAUUUUGUCUCAUUGAGUGUCGGCCUAAAACGUUCAGUCUGUAACCUGCAGGUAAAACACUACAGUCCCUCGUUUUAGUUCGCUGUUGUCACGUUGCCCUGCGUUUACGCACGCACACAGGAGACGGGCUGCGUAAGGCCUAUGCCAGAUAGUCAGCGCUCCUUUUUGUAGUGUUCAGCGUAACAGACCUGCUACAUAUGACAUGAUGUUACAAAGCAUCUGCAUAUACUAUACAUAUAAAUAUAUAUCUGUUCUAUCACAGGGAUUCUUUUAUAUGCCACUCAUGCUAAGGUUGGGUUUUAAGGAUCUUUGAAAAUGCUUGACAAACAGUAUCUUAUGUUGUUGUGCAUCACAAUAGGUUGUGUUUGAGAAUUUCUAAAAAAAAAACAAAAAAAAAAACAAUAAAAUACCAUUAAACAGUCAUAGUGUAAUAAUAGUGGCCUAUUUUUCUGCACUUUAGGUUAAACCUGCAGAGCCAGAGACGUGUGCUUAAACACAUCUCAGGCUUCAAAGCUUGUAAAGAUAAGCAAUGAUGCAGAAAGUGGGCAGAGCCCCUCUAUUGAAGUCGCACCCAGCCAAUGCCUUCUUUCCAGGUCUGUUCGUAUCCAUAACCAAGAUGCAAAGGCUAAAAAUACACACAGACUUCGCUUCAGACUUUGAUCAUAUAGUUUUAGAAAAUGUUUCGCGCUGAAGCUAUUUCUAAGUUUGUUUUAAUACUGUCGGUAGUAAUUGAAUUCCACCACAAAGACACUAGUUCAUAAAAUCUCUAUGACAGUGGAAUGGUAUUUUAUACCAGUUUGUUUGUACACUGCAUUCAAGUGUGUGCUGUGUUGGUUUGUGUGUUUUUUUUUUUUUUUUUUUUUUUUUUUUUGUUAAAUCAAUCUUGUUGGAGAACCCGUGAAGGAUUUGUACUUCUCAAAGCUUUUGUAAUUCUGAUUUAUUUGUAGUCACACACAAAGAUAACAAAUUUAAAGUUCCUGUAUGACAGAACCUGUGAAAACCAAUUUGCAGAUUUUUUUUUUAACGUGUUAUCUUUGCCCUCACAUUGAUCUCUUUCUCUCUCACUCACAUGGUUGCAGUUGCAACCUCCUGAUCUGAUUCAGAUCUCAAGGUCUAAAAUAAAAUCUAUUUUGAUAAUA
This is a messenger RNA of Betta splendens (Siamese fighting fish), 4221 nucleotides long. It is a transcript of the gene tbl1xr1b, whose product is annotated as TBL1X/Y related 1b. Gene Ontology annotation, cellular component: histone deacetylase complex. Gene Ontology annotation, biological process: regulation of transcription by RNA polymerase II. The coding region runs from base 401 to 1933 and encodes 510 amino acids. Lineage: Eukaryota; Metazoa; Chordata; Actinopteri; Anabantiformes; Osphronemidae. Gene Ontology annotation, molecular function: transcription corepressor activity; protein binding. The record is from RefSeq and is a predicted model, not a curated record. The transcript is spliced from 17 exons.